AUGGCGACAGUCCCUGAUUAUUCAAACACGGGUGGAUCUUCCACGUUAUUGAGUUUUGUCACUGGAGGUGGAGGAACUCAAUCAGCCAAUGGCACAGCACCUGCUCAAAGCGCUCCUGGCACAGACAAUGAUGCGUGGACGAGAGGAGGCAGACAAUUCGCUUCGGUAAAAGAAGUUUACACUCGAUCACUGUACCGAAUAUGCCUCAAAUUCACAACGUCCGAAGACGAGGAUGAAGGGAAACCAGAACCGGCAACUGCCUUCUGGACUCUAUACGGACGGCAAACAACAAUUGGAAAUGGAGGACCGUCCUCGCAUUCGCCAGAUGAUAUUUGCAGGCGAAUGGACGAUUCAAUGACUGGCCCAGCUGCUGGUGUUCUGUCGCGACUAGCGGACGUGGACGGAGACCAAGCAACCAGCUAUGCACUCAGAGCUUCCAUGACCACUGGGUGGCACAUUCGGGGAGAUAGAGGAGAUGCAGCCAUUCGAGUAGGAAAAGCAAAAGUUUUUUCAGGGAAGAGCGGCCCAGAAGGCCCUUCAAGGGAAGCUCAAAUGCUGACACUGGAUGCAGAUCGUUGGGUGUUGGUGAAGGGAGCUUCAUUUGCAGCUGGAAAUUCUGUCUUCAAUGUAGAAGACAUUAAUGAUGCCAAGCAAAAAAUCACAGUUCACUGCUCGAAGGGGCCAAUGCGAGGAAAGCUCAUUGACAUUUAUGCCACUCGGUGUCCCUUUGUUUUUGGUCGGGCACACGAAGCUGAUCUAUGUAUCAUGGACAGAGAAUUGAGUCGCCGACAUGGGGCAGUGUUACAUGUUCCAAGCCGAAAACAAGGCCGUGCCAAAGGUCCCGGUGUUUUCGUCCUUGUAGAUUUAGAGAGUACGAAUGGAUCGUACAUGAGACUGAUUGGUCCAUAUGGAUUCAAAGGAAUGGGAGCACUUACUAUUGGCGACGAAUUCAUUGUUGGAAGAACUGGAUUUUCUGUGAAUCGAUAUGAUUUUGGUAUAUCAGAAGCCAUUGGGGCUCGACCAACAAUGGAAGACAGAACCACAGUCAUUCAGAAUCUAAUGUACGAACCAAGACAUGGAUAUUACAAGAAUGAGCCAAAGGAUCAACUGCAAGAGCUGGCGAUGACUUCUUUUGCAGCUGUUUUCGAUGGUCACGGUGGAGACGAAUGUUCCAACUAUCUUGUAGAUGCUCUUCCACACCACAUCCGAGUGGCCAUGUAUGCAGAACGAGAACCACUUCGAGCAGCAAUCGAAACCAGUCGAACGUCAGCUAGAGGAGAACAAUCGGAGGACGCAGCGUCGGAAUUGAUGCGCAAGAUCUUGAAGGGGGCUUACCUCAAAACCGAUAAGGAAUUCAUUACGCCGAAAACGGCACCACAAAGUGGUUCCACAGCGGCUACAGUGGUUUUACUUGGAAGGCGGCUGUUUGCAGCCAACGUUGGUGACAGUCGGGUGGUCUUGUGUCGAGGUGGUGGACAAUGCGUGGAACUAACGAGUGAUCACAAACCCAGCAGACCGGAUGAAGCUGCCCGAGUUAGGGCAGCUGGUGGAUUCAUUCUACACAAGCGUGUAAUGGGUGAACUAGCCAUUACGCGUGCCUUUGGUGACAAAUCUUUCAAAAUGGGAAUUAAAGCAAUGCUGGAAGACGAAGCGGAUGAACUCACCCGCGGACUCCAUGAAAAUGACCAAGCAAAGGACUUGACUGCUCCUCUUGUCAGUGCAGAACCAGAGAUUGCAUCGAUGGUUCUAAGCCAUAAUGACGAAUUCCUUCUUCUUGCAUGUGAUGGUCUCUUUGAUGUAUUCAGAUCACAAGACGCCAUUGCCCUUGCACGGCAAGAGCUGAUAGCCCACAGAGGUGAACCAGCUGAAGUUGCAAGAAUUUUGAGUGAUCAAGCUAUUCGUGUGCGAAGAAGUCGUGACAAUGUUAGUAUUCUAAUUAUCGUCCUCAGACCGUUCUGGGAACUUUAA
Molecule: messenger RNA, 1968 nt
Organism: Cylindrotheca closterium
Lineage: Eukaryota; Bacillariophyta; Bacillariophyceae; Bacillariales; Bacillariaceae
Source: the annotation of a GenBank genome assembly